AUGCAAACUAGAAGAGAAAUGAGGGGAGGAGAAGAGAUGAGAUGGAAUACAAGAAGAGAAACGCGGAGAAGAUUAACGGAGAAGAAGAAGAAGAAGAAGAAGAUGCUGCAAAGGGGAAGGAGAGAGCAAACGGAGAGAAACAAGAGAAUUCGCGCUUCUUUGGUCGACUUUAGACACGCGGUUUCUACAGUGGCGUGCAUGCGUGCGCAUACUUGGACGUUAUUCAUCUUUUCUUCUCCACUCUUUGCGUCCUCCUCUUCCGUCCUCCUCUUUAUCUUCUCCUUUCCCUCUGCUAUCUCUUUUCCUUACCCUGGCUUCCCGUCUACUUUCUCUUUCUUUGCUCCGUCUUUUCUCUCUCCUUCUCCUCGUUCUUUCUUUUCUUAUCUUUCGCUUUCUCCAUCCCGCUUACCCUUCCUCCCUUUCUGUUCUAGUUACUCCUUCUAUCGUUCUUUCGUUCUCAUCCAUUCAUCUCAUUUUUCCCAUUUCUCUCGGCUUUCUUGCCCCGUUUUCCAUUUCUCUCUCUCUUGCCUUCAUUGUUCCCCUUUCGUGCACAUCUUUCCAACGUGGGAUCGUUCGCCUACGGACUAUCGCUGCCAGUCACUGUUGAAAACAGCCGAUCAACUAAAGAUCAAGGGACUUUGCGAAGUGCCUGAAAGUAGAGACGGCCCACCCUCGGUAAGCCUGAGUUCGCCACCAAGGGAACCCGGCACUCCUAGAAUAAAUUUCACCAAGUUGAAGAGACAUCAUCAAAGGUACAAAAGGCCUAGAACUACGUUCGAACCUCGCGCUACAGAUUCGAGGCAUUACGAUCGAUACAAAGAAGAGGAAUCGAACGAAAAUUACGAUUGGGAGAACAAAGAGGUGAUAUGUUUUGUCAUACAGGUCUCGGUCAUUACGGUCAUCAUCCGGAUCCCGGCGAGGUUGAUCUACCUCCAGAAACUCAACCUACACCGCCGAGUGCCACAUUGGUUGGCACUACGAUCACGCAUUUAAGGGACCCGGAUCAUCAUUCCACAGAGAUUCAAAAUUGUGACAGUGUAAAGAUAAAGUUCGAAACGUUGCACACAAUGGAUUCGUCGGACACGAUUGAUAUCGAUAGCCACAUGUCAGAUCGAGCGAGCGUUAGUUCAAAGAACGCAGCCGAUAGCGACAACAUGAUGAUGAUCACACCGGAAUUGCUUGGAUUGAUGCCUUCUGGAAGUUCGAUACACUCGGAUUCUGGUGAGAAUAACUCGAGGGGCCAUUCCGGACAAUCGAGCUCGCAUCAUCACGGUUCCAAAUCGUGGACCCAAGAGGACAUGGAUGCUGCUUUGGAAGCCUUACGGAAUCACGAUAUGAGCCUUACAAAAGCCUCUGCAACGUUCGGCAUACCCUCGACGACUUUGUGGCAACGAGCGCAUCGGUUGGGAAUCGAUACUCCGAAAAAAGAUGGGCCUACUAAAUCGUGGAGCGACGAGAGUUUAAACAACGCGCUCGAAGCACUACGGACUGGGACAAUAUCAGCAAACAAAGCUUCAAAGGCAUUUGGAAUACCGUCAAGUACGUUGUAUAAAAUCGCGAGGAGGGAAGGCAUCAGGCUGGCUGCACCUUUCAAUGCAAGCCCCACCACCUGGUCGCCUGCCGAUCUCGAUCGUGCCCUCGAAGCAAUACGCUCCGGACAAACGUCUGUGCAGAGGGCGUCGACAGAAUUCGGUAUACCAACAGGAACGUUGUACGGCCGAUGCAAAAGAGAGGGCAUCGAACUUAGCAGGAGUAAUCCUACACCUUGGAGCGAAGAUGCUAUGACCGAGGCUCUCGAAGCUGUCAGAUUAGGCCAUAUGAGCAUUAAUCAAGCGGCGAUCCACUAUAAUUUACCGUACUCCUCCUUGUACGGUCGUUUCAAGAGGGGGAAAUACGAAGAACCAGCGGUGGGCGAGAUAUCGCAAGACGGUAGUAGUCCUCAUUUUCAUCAAAGCCCGAGUCAAAAUCAUUCGUCCGCUAUACCCGAUCAAAUGUCGUACCAAGGCAGCUGAAACUUGCCCCUUUAUUAGAUUGCUUUGAGUUAAUUUCAGUUUCUCCAAUUUCUUGCUGCAAUUUUACAAUUAACAUUCGUCGUAUUGUUCUUUGACUACGGGAACAAGCAACGAGCGACGGUAAAAAGAAAAAGUUAGUGAUCAAAAAUUCAUUGUUGAAUUAAAAACGAUUGGCGAGCGAAUUCUUCUCAAUAACUUAGGGACUUAUGAAAACAGGGACUUAUGACAUCGUAAAAUGACAGUGACAAUCGAUGGAUCCGGAACGGAAUCUAAGUUGAUAGAAACGAGAUACGAUGUCAUCAUUGCGGGGAAAAUGAGUGGUGAAAUGUUUGCAGUAUUACAGAUUGUCGUAAGCAAAUAUUAUGUAUAUUGUAUGACAAUUACGUCGAAUCGGAAACGUAAAUUAAUUAUAAUUUAUAAUUAUUUAUAAAAGAGAAAAAAGUGCUGUACAGUCGGAAUAAUACCGAUAAAUCUAUCGUAGUUUGUAAGUUGCCGAUGCAAUGGGCCAAUUUCAAGAGCAAAUUUCAAUUUCUCAAUAGAGAUUUCUGUUAUCUCGAUUUUCGCUUUUUUCUUUAUGUCUCUAUGAUCGGUUACAUUCUUUCUCUGAGACUAUUAAAUAAAUUUUUCACAAAUUCGAUACUUAUUGUAUGAUCAGAUACUAUAUUGUUACACAGUAUUGCACUGUAAUAUCUUUGAAAAAAAAAAAAA
Messenger RNA from Heterotrigona itama, 2720 nucleotides. Lineage: Eukaryota; Metazoa; Arthropoda; Insecta; Hymenoptera; Apidae. The record is from the annotation of a GenBank genome assembly.